Molecule: messenger RNA, 3178 nt
Organism: Melanaphis sacchari
Lineage: Eukaryota; Metazoa; Arthropoda; Insecta; Hemiptera; Aphididae
Product: plexin-A4-like
Exons: 3
Coding region: 171-2534 (787 amino acids)
Biological process (GO): positive regulation of axonogenesis; motor neuron axon guidance; regulation of cell shape
Cellular component (GO): semaphorin receptor complex
Molecular function (GO): semaphorin receptor activity
Source: RefSeq, a predicted model, not a curated record
UUUAUUGAAUAGCGGUUGCAGUAGGUACAACACGUAAUUGUUUAUUUUAAUUUUAAAGUAGACAUUUUUGAAAAUAAAAUACAUAGACACAAAUUUAGUACGGUUACAAUAUUUUUCUGCUCACAACUCACAAGUCGCGACCCGCAAGAUAACUUACAAAUAUAGAUAACAUGUUUGUGGCUAAACGUUCAAAAAAACGUUUAUGGAACAACUUAUAUGCUAAUCGACUAUGGCUGGCUAUAGUGAUCAUGAUGUCGAUGACGACGAGUAGCGGUACGGUAGCAGCAGUCGAAUCACCGUCGACGAUCGCACCCGAACAAACCACCGUUGUCACCACAAUCAAACCUAACGUGACCGUGGAUUGCGUGGCGCGGGACACGUGCACCGAAUGCACUGCCGCUGCGCCUGCAUGCAGCUGGUCGUUGGUGCGACAGUCGUGCAACGACACCGCGGCGACGGAAAAACAACUGAUCGAAGACUGGGGCGACGACGAUCGCCAUCACCCGCCCACCAAGCCGGUACUCGAUGCCGGGUCGUGUCCACGGUUCAAAGUCAACUACCAAAAACAGACCACAUUGGACACGACGAACCGUACAGUGAACGUGAAAGUGUCCAACGACCCGACAGGCAAGUUCAAGGUACUGCUUGAACGGGGCGAUGUGUUUUGCCACUUGAACGAGAUCAAAUACCCCGGAAAGGUGGAAAGCGGCGGGCGACAGAUCACGUGCGAGUCCGAUUACUCGGAGUCCGUUAACUCGUCGUUGUCGUCAAUCGUUUACUUCGCGACCUCCGUCAACAACGUCACGUUGGCGUUCGACGACAAACGCGAACACUACUUGGACUUCACGGUGCCCCGGAACGCUUGUGUCACCGAAAACCAGCUGGGGCCCAGUGACGAGUGCAAGGUGUGCCUUUGGGACGACCACGUGUACCGGUACUACUGCCAGUGGUGUCCGAAGAGCAACCCGUGCACCGGGUCGUACCAGCAAUGCGAUGUCCGCCGGCUGGCCGAUCCCAGUCGCACGACGCCGGUGAAAGACGUGCUGGUCCAGUGUCCGGAAGUCCGGAUCGAGUCUAUCGAACCGCGGUACGGGUCGUGGGCCGGUGGCACGACAUUACGGAUCGUCAUCAACAACCACCGGACGCUGUCCGAGAACAAGGUGACCGUGGUCAAGGUGGCCAAUAGCCGGUGCCUGCUGCCCACCGUGUCCAUGGACGGUACGGCGGUCAUGUGCACCAUACCGCCGACCAACUCGAGUGUGCUGAAUCAGGGCCCGGUGGAGGUGACGUACAGGUCGGAGGUGAACAAGUUGCUGCCCACGUUCACGCUCAGGUCCAACCAGAGUUUCUACUUCGUCGAGCCGGUAAUAACGAGCGUGUGGCCGUCGUGCAGCCCCGUCACCGGUGGCGCCCGGAUAACGAUUCGCGGUCGGUUCUUGGACGCCGGAAACACCGUUCGGGUGUACAUGCGAGACAACAUCACGUGCGCGGUGCAGGCGCACAGCCAGAACGAGGUGACCUGCAUGACGGGCGCCAGCGACGGCCCGUCGUCCAGUGCGAUCCGUGUCGAGUUCGACCAUUACCUGAGCAAGUACGUGUACGAUCCGCCGUUCUUGUACACGUCCGCACCCACCGUGGACGGCGGUCAAUCGUUCCGGGGCAUAUCGUCGGGUGGCACCCAACUGUCGGUGCACGGCAAGGACUUGGCGUGCAUCCACAACCCACUGGUGCACGUGUCGUACAACAACAUCCAGUACACGGGCGGGUGCACGGUGAAAAACAACACGUACAUGGUAUGCACGGCGCCGACCAUUAACCGGCCGGCACCGAACCAGGUGACCGCACUGCAGUUCGGGUUCCAGGCCGACUUCAACAACACCAUUGUCAAGAUUCAGCUGCCGACCGCCAUGCCCGACUACACGCUGUACCCGGACCCGGUGUUCACCGACUUCGAGACUAACGGACGCACCGUUACCGUUUACGGCUUCAACAUUGACCAAGGUUACGACCAAGAUGUCGACCUGUCGGUGCUGUUCCACAAAACCGGUGUCCCGUGCAAUGUCACGUCCGUGCAACCAGAUCACAUCGUGUGCCGGCCGCCCAAACAGCUGUCGUUCGAGGACCGCGGCGGUCGUUCGGAUGACCGUCGGGUAAACAGCUAUGGCGAAGACGACGACGACGAUGACGACGAAUUGCCGGCGGCCCUGGUCAACGACGAAAUCAUCGUCACCGUCGGCAACUUGGUGUACGAGAUUAAGAGGAAGCCGCAGAUCCGCCAACGCAGUUUUCCGCUGCGGAUCAAUACCAUCAUCUUCGGCGGCAUCGCAUUGGUGUCGCUGAUCAUCACGAUCGUGGCGGCCAUCGUGUAUUGCAUGAAGAUCGCAAUGACUAUUUCCAACCAACAGACGGAAAUGCGGUCGUUGUGCGAACACCUCAACAGCACCGAAAGCGGAAUCAGAACUGGAACUGAAACCAGCGGCGCCUGCAAAGACGGCGUCGAGUCGGCCACGAUACCGGCCAAAGACAGAUCAUAGGACAAUAUUUAGUAUUAUUAAUUAUUAAUAUCACCAUGCACGACAAUCAUCUAUAAAAUAGGUAGUAGGCAUAUCGUAUACAGAGUAAUUCUCUAAUCGAACAUUACUCUUUAUUUCCAAACAUUUUAACGUUAAUGCAAAUAUUUUUCUUGUAAUAAUAUAAUUUACAGUCGAGUUUAAAGAAAUGUUUUCAAAAAUGUCAAUAGUUUUUUAAAAUAAUGAGUGCAAGUUUAUGAUAAAAGAAUCAUCUGGUAUAGGUAUUGAUUUUCGCCAGUCAUCAAUAACAAAGUAUAAAAUAUUUAUAACAAUAAUCAUUUAUCUCUGUAAUUUAUCAUAUAUUAUUAGGUACCUAUAUAAUUUGAUACAUAAAUACAAAUAAUACAAUCAUUAUGAGAGUAGGCAUGGGGAGAAUGUGAUUGUUACCUUACCUACGUAAACUGUAGACAGUGUACCUAGACUGUUAUAAGGAUUGUCGCCGUAUAUAUAUAUAAUAUGUAACGAUAUCGUUAGUAUGCUAUGAUCUAUAGUCUAUAUAAUAAUAUUAUUGCUAUGAUAGAUUUUCAUAAGUGUGUAAAAAGAAAAUAAUAUUUUUAGUAACAUAAUAAUGUAAUGCAAUUCCUAAUAUACCUAAUAUUUUGGGUUAA